UAUAGACUAUCCAACUCUAUUCAGCUCUCCUCAUUUCUGUUAUAGUGAAUGAACUUGUAAUGAGUUCGCGACUCCUGAGUGCAGUGGACAUGUUUCACAGCGUCUGUGUCGGGUAUAAUUUCCGGUGUCCUGUUGGACAGGUACUGAGAUCCAUGGCUUUUCGGAACACAGCACAGGAAAGGAAAUUCGCAACCUGCACAUUGCGGUGGUUAAACCAAAGCGCGCUGCCGCGGCCUUCACAUCCUCGGUGUGUCCUGGCGGCGCUUCCCACACAAGGCGCCUCUUACUCGGGCAGAAAAGCAAAGUGGUGCCGCUGGAUGAGCUCAAGUCAUUCUGGCUUCAUUUCAAAGGUCCCACAGUUUCCCACAUGGGAGCCAGUAGCCGAGGACCAACUUCCACCUCUUACUGAAGUCUCUCUGGACCUUGUGGAUAAGUUGGAGAGACUCGCUCUUGUAGACUUCGGCAGCCAGGAAGGUGUGGAGUGUCUGGAGAAAGCGAUUCGGUUCGCUGAUCAGCUUCAUGUUGUCGACACGGAAGGUGUGGAACCAAUGGAUUCUGUCCUGGAGGACAGAGCUCUGUAUCUGAGAGAGGACACUGUGACGGAGGGAAACUGCGCAGAGGAACUUCUUCAGCUCUCCAGAAGCACAGAGGAGGAGUAUUUUGUAGCACCUCCAGGAAACAUCCCUCUUCCGAAGAGAGAGGAGCGAACCGCCAUGCUGAAGCACUCCGAGCUCUGAGAGCACAAAUAUCCAGAGACAGUAUUUACUGCCAAUAAACACAAAUUCCUGCUUAAA
Neoarius graeffei (lesser salmon catfish) is the source of this 794-nucleotide messenger RNA. It is a transcript of the gene gatc, whose product is annotated as glutamyl-tRNA amidotransferase subunit C. The record is from RefSeq and is a predicted model, not a curated record. Gene Ontology annotation, molecular function: glutaminyl-tRNA synthase (glutamine-hydrolyzing) activity. The transcript is spliced from 5 exons. The coding region runs from base 60 to 737 and encodes 225 amino acids. Gene Ontology annotation, cellular component: mitochondrion; glutamyl-tRNA(Gln) amidotransferase complex. Lineage: Eukaryota; Metazoa; Chordata; Actinopteri; Siluriformes; Ariidae. Gene Ontology annotation, biological process: glutaminyl-tRNAGln biosynthesis via transamidation; regulation of translational fidelity; mitochondrial translation.